Molecule: messenger RNA, 2583 nt
Organism: Paracoccidioides lutzii Pb01
Product: hsp7-like protein
Exons: 6
Coding region: 1-2583 (860 amino acids)
Biological process (GO): protein refolding; cellular response to unfolded protein
Cellular component (GO): cytoplasm; mitochondrion
Molecular function (GO): misfolded protein binding; heat shock protein binding; ATP binding
Source: RefSeq, a predicted model, not a curated record
AUGCUUGCUUCCCGGUUCUCCCGUGCGCUUCCUCGUGCGGUUCCGUCUUUUGCUCGUUCUUCCUCUCGUUCCUCCGCUUACAAACUCCCUGCUACACCAUUCCGAAGAUGGAACUCAACAGAAGGCGGAGAGGAGAAGGUGAAGGGCCAAGUUAUCGGUAUCGAUUUGGGUACCACCAACUCCGCUGUUGCUGUGAUGGAGGGCAAGACCCCAAGAAUCAUUGAAAACGCCGAAGGUGCACGAACAACUCCCUCAGUGGUUGCUUUCACCAAAGAUGGUGAGCGGCUUGUCGGUAUUGCCGCUAAACGACAGGCUGUUGUUAACCCUGAGAAUACCCUCUUUGCAACUAAGCGUUUGAUCGGACGCAAAUUCACCGAUCCCGAGUGCCAGCGUGACUUGAAGGAAGUUCCUUACAAGAUCGUUCAACACGCUAACGGCGACGCAUGGGUUGAGGCUCAGGGCCAAAAAUAUUCUCCAUCCCAGAUUGGAGGCUUUGUCCUCCAGAAGAUGAAGGAGACUGCUGAAGCCUAUCUUGGCAAACCCGUCAAGAACGGUGUCGUCACAGUUCCCGCCUACUUCAAUGAUUCUCAACGUCAAGCUACCAAAGAUGCCGGUCAAAUCGCCGGUCUCAACGUUCUCCGUGUUGUCAAUGAGCCUACCGCUGCUGCUCUUGCCUACGGUCUCGAGCGUGAGCAGGAUCGCGUCGUUGCCGUCUACGAUCUUGGUGGUGGUACUUUCGACAUCUCCAUUCUUGAAAUCCAGAAGGGUGUGUUCGAAGUCAAGUCCACCAAUGGUGACACUCAUCUUGGUGGUGAGGACUUCGAUAUCACCCUUGUCCGCAACGUUGUGCAACAAUUCAAGAAAGAGUCCGGUAUCGAUCUCUCAAACGAUCGCAUGGCUAUCCAGCGUAUUCGUGAGGCCUGUGAGAAGGCUAAGAUCGAACUUUCCUCCGCUCUCCAAACUGAAAUUAACCUUCCCUUCAUCACCGCUGAUUCCUCCGGUGCUAAGCAUAUCAACUCCAAGAUGACUCGUUCUCAGCUCGAGGCUCUCGUUGACCCUCUGAUUUCCCGCACUAUCGAGCCCGUGCGCAAGGCUUUGAAGGAUGCCAAUCUCCAGGCUAAGGACAUCCAGGAGGUCAUCCUUGUUGGUGGUAUGACCCGUAUGCCCAAGGUUGGAGAGUCCGUCAAGAGCAUCUUCGGCCGCGAUCCCGCCAAAUCCGUCAACCCAGAUGAGGCUGUUGCCAUUGGUGCUGCCAUUCAAGGAGCUGUCCUCGCUGGUGAGGUCACCGACGUUCUUCUCCUUGACGUUACUCCUCUGUCCCUCGGUAUUGAAACACUUGGUGGUGUGUUCACUCGUCUGAUCAACCGCAACACCACUAUCCCUACCAAGAAGUCCCAGACCUUCUCCACUGCCGCUGAUUUCCAGACUGCCGUCGAGAUCAAGGUUUACCAGGGUGAGCGUGAGCUCGUCCGUGACAACAAACUCCUUGGAAACUUCCAACUUGUCGGAAUCCCACCCGCCCACCGUGGUGUCCCUCAGAUCGAGGUCACCUUCGACAUUGAUGCUGAUUCCAUCGUCCAUGUCCACGCUAAGGACAAGUCCACUGGCAAGGACCAGUCCAUCACCAUCGCCUCCGGCUCCGGUCUCUCUGACACCGAGAUCCAGAACAUGGUCGACGAUGCCGAGAAGUUCGGUGCCCAGGAUAAGGAACGAAAAGCCGCUAUCGAAGCCGCUAACCGCGCCGACAGCGUCCUGAACGACACUGAGAAGGCCCUCAAGGAAUUCGAGGACAAACUCGACAAGACAGAGGCUGACCAGAUCAAGGAGAAGAUUGCCUCUCUCCGUGAAGUCGUCGCCAAAAGUCAGUCUGGCGAGGGCUCCAUUACCGCUGACGAGUUGAAGGCUAAGGUUGAUGAGCUCCAGAAUGCCAGUCUUACCCUGUUCGACAAGAUGCACAAGGCCCGUUCUGAGGAAGGACAGCAGCAGCAAUCCCAGCAAUCAAAUGAGGGCCAGCAGGGUGAUUCAAACCUAUUAACAGAAACCUUUGACCUGAUCGUCUCCCCGGCAAACUCCUUCGGCCGCUUAGAUAGUGCCUUCAACGGCGCCAUCUCGCGCGCCUUCUGCCUACCACACCACAACUAUAAUUCCUUCACACAUGCAGCACAGGACGUGCUAUAUGAACGCUGGCGCGGCUAUGCGCCGCCCGGUUCCUGUACGCUUGUCCCCUUUCCAGCGGAGAUUGCGUGGACAGCGCCAUGGGUCCAUUGUGUCCGACUAUGCGGAUGCCGGAGUGUGGAGGGGGUGGAGAGAGGGGGCAGGGUGCAAGGAGAAGGAGAUCGGGAAGGGGAUGGUGGGGAGAGGAAGAGGAUUGAUAGAGUUUUGAUGCCGCCAUUGGUGGUUGGGGUGGGGAAUGUUAGUAAGGAGAAGUGGUCGGGCCAGAUUGUGUUGGCUCUGAAGCAUUUUGUGGAUGCAUUGGAGAGGACUGAGAGGUGGAGGAGAUUGGAGUGGAGUAUGCUGGGUCGAGAGAGUUUUGAGGUUAAGAAGACGUGGCGUGAGAAGCAGAAGGCGUGGGGUGAUUGGUAG